AUGGUUGAUGUCCACCAGCCACUGCCCCUCCGUCGUAAAGCUGGAAUCCACUGCUGUCGACGAAGACAGACCAUUGAGGAACACAUCAUGGCUGCUGCUGCUGUUGUGCUCAGUCACGCAGCGCUUCCUCCCUUUGACUCGCUGUUUACCACGCCACCAGCAUCAUCGGCCGAUAACUUUGCAAUAGCUAGUGUCGUCUGUUGGCGCCGCUGUUGUUGCGGUGAUGUCUUACCGACCGUUCGAUAUCUCUCCGCCGUCACCCUCCUCCAAGAAUUUAGUACAUCAUCUUGGGGGUUGUAUGGGCGAUUUUUAGCCAAAAAACUCACCACCAUCACCACCGUGAGGUGGUGGCUACCACCGUUUUGCCGCCAUUAG
Lactuca saligna is the source of this 375-nucleotide messenger RNA. The record is from the annotation of a GenBank genome assembly. NCBI's taxonomy places the organism in Eukaryota, Viridiplantae, Streptophyta, Magnoliopsida, Asterales, Asteraceae.